Molecule: messenger RNA, 876 nt
Organism: Salvia splendens (bonfire salvia)
Lineage: Eukaryota; Viridiplantae; Streptophyta; Magnoliopsida; Lamiales; Lamiaceae
Product: 60S ribosomal protein L13a-4-like
Exons: 4
Coding region: 88-708 (206 amino acids)
Biological process (GO): translation; negative regulation of translation
Cellular component (GO): cytosolic large ribosomal subunit; ribosome
Molecular function (GO): mRNA binding; structural constituent of ribosome
Source: RefSeq, a predicted model, not a curated record
CCCAAAACCCUAAUCUCCCCCCACAGCCCUCAUUUCAUCCGCCUCUGAGAGAGAGAGAGAGAGAGAGAGCAGAUCAGAGAGAAAACAAUGGUGUCUGGUUCAGGAAUCUGUGCUAAGAGAGUGGUGGUGGACGCCAGGAACCACAUGCUCGGGCGUCUUGCCUCUAUUUUGGCCAAGGAGCUUUUGAACGGCCAGAGAGUCGUCGUCGUCCGCUGCGAGGAAAUCUGCCUCUCCGGCGGCCUCGUUCGCCAGAAAAUGAAGUACCUGCGAUUCCUCCGCAAGCGUAUGAACACCAAGCCUUCUCAUGGCCCCAUCCACUUCCGUGCUCCUUCGAAGAUUCUCUGGAGGACUAUCCGUGGAAUGAUUCCUCACAAGACUAAGAGAGGAGAAGCUGCUCUUGCUCGCCUUAAGGUGUACGAGGGUGUGCCUCCGCCAUAUGAUAAGAUCAAGAGGAUGGUGAUUCCAGAUGCUCUCAAGGUCUUGAGGCUCCAAGCUGGACACAAGUAUUGCCUAUUGGGAAGACUCUCAUCUGAAGUUGGAUGGAACCAUUAUGAUACUAUCAGGGAGUUGGAGAAGAAGAGGAAGGACAGAGCUCAGGUUACUUAUGAGAGGAAGAAGCAGUUGACUAAAUUGAGGGUUAAAGCUGAGAAGAUCGCCCAAGAGAAGCUUGGUUCCCAACUCGAUGUCAUUGCUCCGAUCAAAUAUUGAAGUUCGUGUUGCAGCUCUUCUCCUCGACAAUUUUGAUGUUUACUUAUUUGCUUCUUGGAUUUGAUUCGACUAGCAGUUCCUUUCCUCUGAGCAUCUUUUUUUUGUCAUGUCAAAUUAAAUUGGAAUUUUCUUUAUCAGACUUUCAUUCAGCAACCACUUUCUUUAUCA